Molecule: messenger RNA, 4183 nt
Organism: Bactrocera oleae (olive fruit fly)
Lineage: Eukaryota; Metazoa; Arthropoda; Insecta; Diptera; Tephritidae
Product: cytochrome P450 CYP12A2
Molecular function (GO): heme binding; monooxygenase activity; oxidoreductase activity, acting on paired donors, with incorporation or reduction of molecular oxygen
Source: RefSeq, a predicted model, not a curated record
AAACAAAAAAGAUUUAAGAAGAUUUGAGUUUUUUAUAGUAAUCAAAUCGAAAUAUAAUUUUAGUCUGCCUGAAACUGUGGUAAUGUGUAGUCCAUAAGAGCAGGUAAUCGCAAAAUGUGUGCUUACAAUCUGUCUCGUGUAUCGCUCGGCAAAAACGUUAUUAUCGCCAACACAAGGUGUUGGUUGAAUACAAAAAAUCACGCACACAAAUGCACCGCCGCCUCCACUGCAGGCGCAGCCACACACAUACACUCAAACAAAUCAGCUGAUGCGGCCUCGGAGUGGCAGCAAGCACGUCCAUUCUCUGAGUUGCCCAGGGAAGGCGUUUUUAAAUUUUUGCGGCAAUUGCUGCCCGGUGGCCGAUAUUAUAAAUUAGAUUCCGCACAAUUAUUGAAGGCAAUGCAAAGGGAUUAUGGCGAUAUUUAUAUAAUGCCUGGCAUGUUUGGUCGACCUGAUGCCUUAUAUACACAUAAUCCAGCUGACUUUGAGCGUGUCUUUCGCAAUGAGGGGGUCUGGCCGAUAAGACCCAAUUCGGUAACUUUGCGUUAUCAUCGCAACAAACUGCGCGCUGAUUUCUAUGGGGACGUCGAGGGAAUACUUGCAACCCAUGGUGAGCAAUGGAGCACAUUUCGAACGGUCGUUAAUCCAUUGCUAAUGCAGCCGAAGAAUAUUAAAAUAUAUCUCAACAAAAUGGCACAGGUGAACCACGAAUUCGUAGAAAGAAUCCGUUUGAUACGUGAUAUCAAAACUUUGGAAAUGCCCGAUGACUUUAAAGAAUACAUACAGCGUUGGACAUUGGAAUCGGUAGCUCUUGUGGCGCUGGACAAGCAACUCGGUUUGCUGCGUGAUGAUAGCGAAAAUUUCGCUGAUGCUUCCAAACUUUUUGCAGCCUUAACGGAAUGGAUGUAUCUUACACUGGAUUUAGAAUACACACCAUCGCUGUGGCGUAUUGUGGCAACCCCGAAGUUUAAACGCUUGAUGCAAGCGUUGGAUGACAUACAAGAUAUAACAUCGAAGUAUACCAUAGAGGCAAUUGCUAAGCUAGAAGCGGAGCAACAACUGGGCAUCGAGCAUGAGGAGAAUGAAAAGAGCAUUUUGGAGAAAUUGCUGAGAAUUGAUAGGAAAAUUGCUACAGUGAUGGCCAUGGAUCUAUUGCUAGGCGGUGUCGAUACAACAACUUCACUCACCGUUGGAAUUCUACUUUGUUUGGCCAAGAACCCCGACAAACAGGAAAAACUACGUGAGGAAGUAAAGCGUAUACUACCAGAAAAGAAUGGAGAUUUCGCGGCUGAUACACUCAGCCAGAUACCAUAUCUACGAGCAUGCUUGAAGGAAGCAUUACGCAUGUACCCAGUGACUAUUGGAAAUAGUCGUGUGCCGCAGAAAGACGUUGUUUUGAGCGGUUAUAGAGUACCUAAGGGCACCGUGAUUAGCAUGAUUUAUUCAACGCUACUAAAAAGUGAAGAACAUUACGCGCGUCCAUUGGAAUUCCUACCGGAACGUUGGCUGCGACCAAAUAAUGAAACAGUUGAAGAACCGGGAUGCGCAGCAAUUGAAGAUACUAAACAAUUGAAAGCCAGUAGCCCCUUUACGUUUCUGCCUUUUGGUGUCGGUCCGAGAGCUUGUUUGGGUCGUAGAAUUAGUGAUUUGGAAAUAGAAUUGGGUAUUGCCAGAUUGGUGCGAAAUUUUCAAAUUGAAUUUCAUUAUGCGACAGAUAAUGUAUUCAAGAAUAUGUUGAUUAAUAUGCCAAAUGCGCCAUUAAAAUUUAAAUUCAUUGAUAUUGAGUAAAGGUGAUGGAGAGGUGGUGAAUUAUAAACCACUUACAGAAUUUUUUAUUUAUUAAAAAUUAAGUGAAAAAAUAUAAUUUAAAUAAUAACAAAUUUUAACUUCGGUUAACAUACAAGAAACGGUUCCGACAAAUGAGCAGCUUCUUGAGGAGCAAAGAAUGUGUACAAAAUUUCAGAUCGAUAUCUUAAAAACUAAGGAACUAGUUCAAGUGUGCUAACUUAAUAUACCCUGUUCAGUAUAAAUAGUCAUUAAAUAAAGAACAAUAUAUAUAUCCGGCAUUUUUUAUGAAAUAUGAGAUCGCAUUUUGAAAUUUAAACGAACGGUAAAUGCAAAAUUGCGAAGAAUAAAAUAUUGGAGUGUAUAACUAACUUUUUCUACAACAACUUCCUUGUUCUUAGCCAUUUAAGUUUUCAAAGGAUAUCCGAUAGUGAUUUUUCUUAUUCUGAAAUGCUUGCAAUAAACACGUUUUAAAUAAUGCAACUAAAGAAACCAUGAAAUCUACGAAGGCGAGUAACAUACUUCGAACAAAAUAAAAUGAAGCUCUAAGCUUUAUUGAGUACAUAGUUCAAAGGGAAAGCUUUGAUUCAUGAGAAGAUCUGGCAUAGUUCAAUUAAACGCUAUUUUGAGAAUAUUCUACGACUCUACAAUAAAAUUAGUAUAUAUAAAGAGAGUAGCGUAUCUUCAUUUAAUAUCAGUCAUCUGUAAACCAUUCAAAAUUUGUAACAUCCUCUAUUUUUCGCCAAACAACAAGUCGCACACUAAUAGGAGAAAACACCUAACCUAGCAUACACAAAAGUCUUAACGAUAUAUGGACAUGACAGUUAAAGAAAAACAUUUGGGUAGAUGGAUCGAAAAACAGACCGUUAUUUGAACUGUCGUUUCCGUGCACAUAAUUUUUACCAUGCAUAAGUUCCUCCCAGUUUUGGUUGGCUCUCCCGAAAUUAUAAAAUAUCUUAUUCCUCUUUCCAAAGUUAAACAAUUGCAAUGUCGCUGGUUACACCAAAAUUUCUUCAGCGUCAAUGAACCGCCUUUUGAGAUUAAAUUUCUAUAUAUAAAAUAUAUAAAUAUUUCUUAAAUUUUUUUAAUAACACUCGUAUGCACAUUAGACUGAAAUGCGAUGUAUGGUGAGAAAAAGUUGGUAGUUCACCUGUAGGGUUUAGAAUUUGCUCUGUAAAAUCGUAUUUUUAUUAUGAUCCCGCGUUUUAAACUUUGAUGAAAUACGAUUUUUAAACUGCUUUUUAGAUACGGUCUAAUAUAUGUACUCGUAUGUACAUAACAAAACUAUAAAUUAUUUGAAUAAAUUAUUAAUUUAACUAAAAGUCAGCACUUCUUUUUCAUUUAACAUUGUAUUGAAAUCAGUAAACACUUAACAUUUAUUUAAAGCUCGUUUAAAUCUUUAUUUACUUCAUAUAUUAUUUGUCAUUUUAUAUGCUACGCUUUACAACAAAUUUACUUAUACGCAUCUAAUUACAUUUGCUAUUAUUCAUUUUAUGAGUUUUCCCCCCCACUUACAUACAGUUACACACAUAGUUUUACACACAUACAACGUUUUGUGUACAUUUUAACAAACAAUGCCGUUACAAUUUAAUUACAUUUUUGUUGGUGUAUUUUGUGUAUAAUUCGAAUUUUUUUCUUACAAUGAUUAUGUGUACAUACAUAUACAUACAUAUGUAUAUACUUAAGUACAUAUAUGUAUAGUAAGUCAAUUUUUACAGUAAAGCUAAAGUGUUAAUUCCUUUUAAUUACGAUUUUUCCAUAAUUUUAGAGCAAUUCCAAGUGUUACGCUUUAAAGGGCUUUGAUAUUACUUGCUUUUGCAAUGGUUACUUCCAAUAAGAAACGUAUAAAUUAUGAUAAACGAUAGUGCUUUCGAAGCCCGUAUGCAGCAACAAAUAUUUGUUAAUUUUUAUUUCUUAAAGUUUGCUUUGCAAUUUUGAUAUGAAGUACUCGUAUAAAUACAUAUAAAUACAUUUAUGAAUGCAUUAGUAUAAAAGCAGCGAGGAAUUGUUCAUAGCACGAACGCUUAUAACGGCAGUAAAGAAUUAAGCAAAAUAAUAACUAUGAAUCCAUAAAUGCUUCUGCAUAAAUACAGUUCAAAUACAUUUCUACUUUGCUCAAAAUUACAAGUUUUGUAAUGCACAAAAUAUGAAUACGAAUUAAUUAAAAAUUGUAGCUGAAAACCGUUUUGUGAACUUUAUACGAAUUAAAAAAAAAGAAAAGUUUAAAAGUUUAUAUACUACGAAGCAUUCUCUGCAUACAAUAUUUAAAAGCAACAGUCUGGCAUCACUAUUAAGGUAGAGUUUAUUUAUUUAUGCGUUAUGUUUAAGCAACUCUGUUAUGAAAAUCGAAAAUGUGGAAACACACAAGAAUAGCCAAAAAUAUUUGGUACACCAUUAA